Messenger RNA from Asparagus officinalis (garden asparagus), 2547 nucleotides. RefSeq names its product protein argonaute MEL1-like. Gene Ontology annotation, molecular function: protein binding; RNA binding. NCBI's taxonomy places the organism in Eukaryota, Viridiplantae, Streptophyta, Magnoliopsida, Asparagales, Asparagaceae. Gene Ontology annotation, biological process: regulatory ncRNA-mediated post-transcriptional gene silencing. The transcript is spliced from 19 exons. The coding region runs from base 6 to 2186 and encodes 726 amino acids. Gene Ontology annotation, cellular component: cytoplasm. The record is from RefSeq and is a predicted model, not a curated record.
GUCGGAUGGAGGGGAAGAGGUGCAUCGUUCGGGCAAAUCACUUCCUCGUCCAGGUCGCGGACCGCGAUCUUCAUCACUAUGAUGUUGCCAUAACACCAGAAGUGAAUUCAAGGGCUGUUUGUAGGAAGAUUAUUAGUGAGCUUGUAAAAAUUUACAAGGACUCCCAUCUAGAACGCCUAACACCAGCCUAUGAUGGCAGGAAAUCUCUUUACACUGCUGGAGCUUUGCCCUUUACAUCUCAGCAGUUUAAGAUUAAAUUAGCUGAAAAGGAGCGUGUCGACAAGGAAUUUGGUGUUACCAUCAAGUAUGCCGGACAUGCUGAUCUGCAUCAUCUGCAGCAGUUCCUUCAUGGGAGGCAGUUUGAUGCCCCACAAGAAACAAUACAAGUGCUGGACAUUGUUCUUAGGGAGUCACCCUCACAAAGGUAUGUCACAGUAGCGAGAUCUUUUUUCUCAAAGAAUUUAGGGGCAACAAAAGAUAUUGGCGGUGGAUUGGAAUGUUGGAGAGGAUACUAUCAGUCGCUUCGUCCUACACAGAUGGGGCUCUCCUUAAACAUAGAUACCUCUGCCACUUAUUUUUACCAGUCUAUUCCAGUUAUAGCCUUUGCUAAGGAGUACCUAAACAUCCGAGAUACACCGCGUACCUUGACAGAGAAACAGCGUAUUGCUUUGACAAAAGCCCUACGAGGGAUUCGCGUUGGAGUCACUCAUAGGGAUACGAGCAGACGCUACAAGAUUAAUGGUCUAUCAAAUGAGCCUUUAGCCCAAUUGAUGUUUCCUGUGGAUGACAAGGGAAACAAAAAGCGAGUGGUGCAGUAUUUUCAGGAGAAGUAUCACUGCAAACUUGGCUAUCUUACAUGGCCUUGCUUACAGUCUGGCAGUGGCAGUAACCCAACGCACCUGCCAAUGGUCUGUAAAAUUGUGGAAGGUCAGAGAUUUUUGAAGAAAUUGAAGGAGAAGCAGGUUACUGAAAUACUGAGAGCAACUUGUCAACGCCCACGCGAAAGAGAGGAGAGUAUAAGGAAGAUAGUCAUGGAGAACAACUAUGAAGAUGAUGAAUAUGCACAGGAGUUUGGCAUCAAGGUGGCCAAGCAGCUGACCUCUGUUGAAGCGAGAGUCCUUCGUCCACCAAUGCUCCUGUAUCAUGGUUCUGGAAGUGGAAGACAUAUGACAUGCAAUCCAAGAAAGGGCGCGUGGAACAUGAUCGAUAAGAAAAUGUUUAAUGGUGGAACAAUUGAUAGUUGGGCAUGCGUUAAUUUUUCCCACAAUCUUUAUCGUGAUGCUGCAGUAAAACACUUCUACAGUAGUCUGUUUAAUACCUGUACUAAACUUGGAAUGUCUAUUGCACCUAACUCAGUAAUCAAUGACCUCCAUGAACAUGCUAAUAACGUGGAGGCAGCUCUAAGAACUGUGCAUGCUCAAGCAACUACUGCUUUGGGAGGAGGAACCCUGCAGUUGCUACUUAUCAUUCUUCCAGAUGAAAGGGGGUCUUAUGGUACAAUCAAGCGUGUUUGUGAAACUGAACUCGGGCUCAUAUCACAAUGUUGCUUAUCUAAGCAUGUUCAGGCGAGCAAGCCACAAUAUCUGGAAAAUGUGGCUUUGAAAAUUAAUGUGAAGGUCGGAGGUCGUAACACUGUUCUGUCAGAUGCUUUUAGUAAGAAAAUUCCUAUAGUAACCGAUGUACCAACCAUCAUUUUUGGGGCUGAUGUCACACAUCCCACGGCAGGAGAUGGCGCAUCUCCAUCCAUAGCUGCCGUUGUUGCAUCAAUGGAUUGGCCUGAAGUGACGAAGUACAAAGCCCUUAUUUCAUCCCAACCACAUAGGCAGGAGAUGAUAGAAGAUCUUUAUACAACCACACAAGGUGGCCCAGGUGGCAUGAUUAGAGACCUGCUUCUUUCUUUCAAUAGUGCUACAAGAGAGCUACCCCAAAGAAUUAUAUUUUACAGGGACGGCGUCAGUGAAACACAGUUUAGCCAAGUUCUUCUGCAUGAAGUGGAUGCAAUAAGAAAGGCUUGUCAAUCUCUGCAUAAAGACAAUCAGCCGUGUGUCACCUUUGUGGUUGUGCAGAAGAGGCACCAUACCCGCUUGUUCCCUGAGACCCACGGAAGCGAGCAAGCUGACAAGAGUGGGAAUAUACGUCCAGGUGAUCUUUCAGGAGAAGGGGACAGGACGGAGACUUGGGACUGACACAUGGCGUAAUGGACUGUGGUAUCUGGAUCGUGAAGGGCUAGAUUCAGCUUUGGUGUCAAUGGUAGAGAGAGCAGGAGUAAGAUCUGAGAUGAGUGCUGAGAGUGUGUUGAUGCUUCAUCACAAACACUUGGGACAUACUUCUUUCGGUGUUUUAAGUAGGUUGUAUCCAUCUUUAUUUGAGAAAGUAAAUAAAGAGAAACUUGUGUGUGAUGCGCAUGUAAGUUGGGAAAGCUUACUAGAAGCUCUUAUGUUAGUUCUGAUCAUAGGAGUUCUCAUGCAUUUGAUAUGAUACAUUCAGAUGUGUGGGGGUCGUGUUCCACAAAUUCUAUGAAUGGAUACAAGUAUUUUGUUACCUUCA